Jatropha curcas is the source of this 818-nucleotide messenger RNA. RefSeq lists its product as uncharacterized. Lineage: Eukaryota; Viridiplantae; Streptophyta; Magnoliopsida; Malpighiales; Euphorbiaceae. The record is from RefSeq and is a predicted model, not a curated record. Gene Ontology annotation, molecular function: zinc ion binding.
ACUGCGUGGAACCGUCGGUCCUAAGCAACUUUCUCACUCAAUUUUCCAGUUAAAAGCUUGGAAAUAGAAAAGAAAAACACUCUUGGCGCCUAUGCUCCUUCUGUAUAUAUUUCUGUUCUCAGUCGGGAUAAUCAUCCUUUUCCAUUCGAUUUUAAAAUCCUGGAAUGAAUUAUAUGUUAUGAGUACCCAUGAAGAUUCUGAUAUGAACGCUGAAGAUUCUGAUAUGAGUGCCACUGAAGAUUCCGAGUCCAGCACAUCUGAAUACUCUGAGCAGAGUUCAUAUGAAGACUCUGAAGUAAAGUGCUUCUGUGGGCUUCCUGCUAAAUUGCGAGUGUCUCACACGGACAGAAACCCUUAUCGAUUAUUCUACAACUGCCCCAAAAGCUAUAAUGCUCAAUGUGGAUUUUUCCAUUGGUCUGACGAGUCAGCCGAAACUGGUGAUAGACAUAUUGAUGAGCUAAAUCUCAUCCGUGAUGAAUGUAUUCGAUUACAAGGAAGACUGGAUAACGAUAGGAGUGAGUGGGAAAGGGAAAAAUCCGAACUAAUGUCAAAAUUAAAUGCUGUGCAAUCUGAGCUUAAGGACAUUAAAAAUAGAAUCAAAACCGUGAACGACUCAGAUCUCAUGCCCCCAUUCGAUAAGUCAUUGAGUGUUGAUGAUGAUGGAGAUGAUGCAAUAGUGAUACAUACUAUAUAAGUCGUAGGUUGUUGAAUAGAAUAUAGAUGGAGAAGGCUUUUCUUUUUUGUAGUUUUCUUUUGCCUCUAGCGUUUUUGUUCACACACAUCUCUCCUUUCAUGCAAUUAUUGCUUCUAAAAUCUUA